This is a messenger RNA of Lates calcarifer (barramundi perch), 4442 nucleotides long. It is a transcript of the gene wnt7ba, whose product is annotated as wingless-type MMTV integration site family, member 7Ba. Lineage: Eukaryota; Metazoa; Chordata; Actinopteri; Centropomidae. Gene Ontology annotation, molecular function: frizzled binding; cytokine activity. Gene Ontology annotation, cellular component: extracellular region. The record is from RefSeq and is a predicted model, not a curated record. The coding region runs from base 567 to 1628 and encodes 353 amino acids. The transcript is spliced from 4 exons. Gene Ontology annotation, biological process: multicellular organism development; cell fate commitment; positive regulation of JNK cascade.
GAGGGCUUGGGGGGGUGGGGUUGGAGGUUAGGUAGGAGGUGUGUUGGGGGGUGGGGACACAGUGGGGACGCGGGGUGGCAGCGCUCAUCCCGGGGGCUGGUGCACCGGGAGAGGCCACUGUCUCCCACCCUUUCAAUGCCACAACGGUCUCACUUUCGGAGACGUGAGCGGCACGCAUCGGACACCCGGAACCCCAACUGCACCUCCACACCCUCCCCUUCUCUCUCUCUCUCUCUCUCUUUCUCUCUCUCUGUUUCCCACCCAGUCCUCUAUCAGCCCAGGUGGCAGAGCCUCGCACUUCGGCCGAGGGAUGCAGCCUCUCAUCUCCCAAACACAUGGACAGCGGAGCUUGGAGCUGCCGCAGCGCGCCACGGCUGCACUGAGCUGAAGACCACCUCUCAACGGCGGAGAGAGAAGGAGACGACACUCCACCCCCCCGCGUUUAGCUCCUGGACUUCACAUAAAGGAUAUACUUUCACACCUCAUCCUCUUUUUUUCUCCUUUCUUCAUCUUUUUUUCCCCUCAAACCGCAAGAGUGCAGCACAAGUGGUGUUCAAUGCGCAACCAUGCUCAUCAUCUCGUCUCGCAGUGCGCUGCUGUCCGUCUACUACCCACAGAUCUUCCUCAUCCUCACCAGCGGUAGCUACCUGGCGCUGUCCUCUGUGGUAGCUCUGGGUGCGAACAUCAUCUGCAACAAGAUACCGGGGCUGGCCCCCCGUCAGAGGGCCCUCUGCCAGAGUCGCCCCGACGCCAUCAUUGUCAUCGGCGAAGGCGCCCAGCUAGGGAUCAACGAGUGUCAGUACCAGUUCCGCUACGGCCGGUGGAACUGCUCGGCCCUGGGCGAGAGGACAGUCUUUGGACAAGAGCUGAGAGUAGGCAGCAGGGAGGCAGCGUUCACGUACGCCAUCACUGCAGCCGGAGUUGCCCACGCGGUGACUGCAGCUUGUAGCCAAGGCAACCUGAGCCAGUGCGGCUGCGACCGCGAGAAGCAGGGCUACCACGACCAGGAGGAGGGCUGGAAGUGGGGAGGCUGCUCGGCCGACGUCAAGUACGGAGUGGAGUUCUCACGGCGCUUCGUGGACGCCCGGGAGAUCAAGAAGAACGCACGGCGGCUGAUGAACCUCCACAACAAUGAGGCCGGGCGAAAGAUCCUAGAGGAGCGGAUGAAGCUGGAGUGCAAGUGUCACGGAGUAUCCGGUUCCUGCACCACUAAGACCUGCUGGAUCACCCUGCCCAAGUUCAGAGAGAUUGGCUACCUGCUCAAGGAGCGUUACAGCGAAGCGGUUCAAGUGGAGCCUGUGCGGGCUUCGCGGCUCCGCCAGCCCUCCUUCCUGCGUCUCAAAGAGGCUCGGGGCUACCAGAAGCCCACGGACACUGACCUGGUCUACCUGGAGCGCUCGCCCAACUACUGCGAGGAGGACACGGCUACGGGGAGCACGGGGACGAGAGGCAGGCUGUGCAACGGCACCUCGACCCACACGGACAGCUGUAACGUGAUGUGCUGCGGCCGGGGUUACAACACGCACCACUACACCCGCGUCUGGCAGUGCAACUGCAAGUUCCACUGGUGCUGUUUCGUCAAGUGCAACACCUGCAGCGAGAAAUCAGAAGUUUUCACCUGCAAGUAGGGAACAAGGAAGUGAGGGCGACGGGUGAGGAUGGAGAGAAUGGACAAGGGCGGGAGGUAAGGGGAUCUGACAAAGUGGAAUUUGAAGUGAAGGACUUGGAAGUAUUUAUUCAACAUUUUGCACAUUUUGACAUCCUAUUUCUUUGAAGGAAGGAAAAAGACAGACGUGAGAUGGAAUAUGAGGUUUGGAGAGUUUUGGGGAAAACAAACAUGAACAUUUCAGAAACAUGUUUGUUUGCGUACUGACAUGAAACAAGACAUGUCGCAGGGGAAAGGAUUUGAUGUUCUCUUUUUGCCUCCAGCAAAGCAACACGUUGAAGACAACAUCUCCCAAAAAAAUGUAGCUUACAGACGUCACACAUGAGAGAAAGGGCAACAAGGACUUUUGGGAUCUUGACAAGACUUUUGUUGCGCGCUAACUGGAAGCUAAAGUGCUUCAGACUGCCGUGAAAGAACAGCAGCUCCUGAUGAAGACUGAAAGACGGCAGUGGAAUACUUUUAACUGUACGCUCACACUGUAUUCUGUUUGAACACUGAAAAUAAAACAAAAUUAUUUAUGUAAAAAUAUCAAAACUUUCAAACUGUAAGUCUUAUAGGACGGAUAGCAAAUCCAGCUGCGCUAAUGUUUUUCCUCUUUUAUGAUCUUCAGUUGCUACUGAUACAUUUCAUGCUGGGAGUAACGGCCACUAAACAGCUAAAUUUCAUUUUUAUUCAUUAUCAGUGGCCAGCGGGGUACUUUGCUGUAUAUUCAUUCUCUUUCUUUUGCACUCACAUAGUCGCAUUUCUUCCUUUUUUUCACUGAACAUUAGAAAUCUGGGGGGUUGGUGCUGACCUCUCUCUCACGGACAUAUUCCCCCCGGGGCCCAGACCCUUUGUUACACCAAGAGCCAAAGAGGCAGAAACCACUGACAUACUAUUUUAAGCAUCCAACUUGUCAGUUUCGGCGAGCACUUACAACCCUGACUGUGUUUGCCGUUUUGUUUUCGGAGGGCUCUCGACUUGUGAGAAAAGCGUGUAAGCCUCAGUGGAACUCCAUAGAGGUGCAAUCAGGUUCAGAUACAUCCAGCGUUCCCAUGAACAGCAGAGACGUGGAAUUCCACAUCGUGGCCUCUGCUUACACAAGGCCUUCCAGCGCGGUUUAGGCCUGCCUGGGUGGAUGGCAUGUGCCCCAACCACACAGAAGGGGGUAUGAGAGGAUCAAAGGCCUCAAAGCUAUUUUUGGACAGCACCCUUAAUGUAUUCAGAAAUGUUUAUUUAGGCUUUAUAUAACUUACAAAACAAUUUGAAGAGUAUAUUUUUAUAUGAGGAAUGUGGCACUUUAUGUCAUUUAUAGAUGGGAAACAAAGUCACUAUUUACCAGUGUUUUCUAAUGUCAUUGUAUUCUGAUUUGAGAGCUAUAAAUUAUUUGGAAUUUAUGUCUUUGAUCAAAGUUCCUCAGUUGUAAAUACUCCACGUGUUUAUCGCAGUAGCCCAGAUUGUCCAUCUCGAUACGAUCCUUCAUGAUUCAAAGUAGCUCACAAAAGUUGACUGACUCAUCGAAGUGUUGCAAAGUCCAGGAAAUCUUGUUAAGUAUUUGAGUAAAUACAUGGAAGUUGCUAGUAGAUAGUGCAUUGGAAGUUUUCUGUGUUUCCGGUUGUCUUAAUAGCGCUUUCGGUAACAAGGAGCAGCUAAAGGCGCAGUUAUAACUUCAAAUACAGCUAAUUUAAGUUUAUUUGUCCCGUGGCUAAAACAAAGUCUGAAUCACUUACAAACAUGGACAGUUGUAUUUUUUCUUUUUUACCAAUAAAAUCUGAGCAUCCUUUUAUUUAUGCCUAUUGAGUUUUGUGUCACAUCUGGCCUUUAUUGGCCUUCUUCAAAUCAUUACAAAAAGCUGUUUGUCACACACACACAAUACUUUAUUAGGCAUUAAGUAAACAUAUCAUUUAACCGAGACAUGAAGCAUGUACUUUACACCCUGACAUAGUGUUUUUGCUUCAGGUAAAUAUCAAACCAGAAGGCACAAAUACAAUAUAGUAGAGGCCUACGGAAUAAAACGCUGAUAUGGGAAACACAAGAACUUCUGGCCUUGACUGAUGUGGUGCUAAUGUGUUAGGAGGUGAACAGACGGCUGUGGCCAUGCCACCUCAUUCAGCCCGGCUGACUCGCACAGCCUCUUUCCUGUGGGGCUGAAAAGCAUUGCAGCCAGCCAGUCGAGCGCAAGUAACAGCUGUUUUGUUAGCUGUCUGAAAUCCUGGGGACCGGAACCACAUAAGCUCCCUUCACUAUACCGGAGGAUUGAGGGGAGAGUCCAGCCGAUUGUUUCAAUACAUUUUGUCAUUAAAAAUCAGAGGCAGAGCAAACAGGGUGGAGCAGGGUGUGGGCAGGCCCAUAAAGCGCUGCAUUGUUGAGGUGUCAGGACCGUUCAGCUUAUCCAGCAACGGGAGGAGCAGGGAGGGAUGUCAUUCUGCAAACUAAUGCUUCUGGUCUGAUUCACUCGCUCGUUCAUCCACUCACUCUUCGGACGCACACUUUCAGUACGCUCUCACCCAUCGACUACUGCUCCGCGAUCACUAUCACUGAUCAACAGAAGCACACACUCACACACAUGCAGCUACAGCUAAAGAAGAAGUAUUUACUAAAUCUGUUUUAAAAAAAAAAAAGUCUAUGCAGUGUCGUAAAACUCAAAUACAGCUCGCUCGGAGCAAAGAGAAGCAGUCCAAGGUGCAAAACAUGAACUCAUCAUGUGAGUUUAAAGGUAGUUAAUGUCCUGUGACGCGUGCUGUAAGCCCUCAUGCCUUAUUUAUCUAUAGGACUGAGCAAUAGGAUAGAAAAAGAA